CCAGCUGAAGAGCAUCCAAGUAUAUAUAAUAAAAGGACAAACUGUUUGAACUUGCGCCGAAACGUCACAUGCUUAACUGUCUGCAACCUAACACCAUCACCUGCAGCUUUAGUAUGCACGCGCAUCGUCGUAUGUUCCAACCCCCAGAAUCAGAUAGAUCUACCUACACCCCCUCCCCCGUCUUUUCCUUCCCGGUUCUCCCUUUCGUCUCCGCUCUCGCCGAACCCAAGGAACUCCACCAGCAACCCUCAGCAAACAUACUCAUCUCAUCCGGCGCGCAUCGCCUCACCAUGUCUUGCUCAAGGUGACACAGCAAUCCCGCCAAUCAACGCCAGACUCGCGGGGUGAACAAUGACGCCCCGGCAAGAGGAACAGCGUCCACCUCCACCACUCCUUCGAAAUCUUUCGUCCUUUUCCAAAGCCUCGGCCCCUUCAUCGCACGACGACGCCGAUGACGAGCAGAGCUCCACCGAGGGAACCUCCCAGAUGGAAUCCAAUCCGCCGUUGCCGCAGUACGAUGGCGAAGACACCCGCCUGACGAGCGACAAAGAGCUUUCCGGCUUCUACAUGUAUGGGUGGGCUGCCGAGGUUUUUGUAGUCUGCGGAAUCGGUAGCUUUAUUCCUGUUACCCUCGAACAACUCGCUCGUGAGAAUGGCGUCCUUCUCUCCGACCGUACCACUUCAUGCAAGACUUCACUCCCGCCCGCUGCUUCCUCUCCUCCAUUUUCCGCCUUCUCCCCCAAACCAGACACCGGACAAUGCGUCGUUUACAUACUCGGUAUUGAGAUCAACACGGCCAGCUUCGCCAUGUACACCUUCUCCAUAUCCGUGUUGAUCCAAGCCCUCCUCAUCAUUUCCAUGUCGGGCGCAGCAGACCACGGUCGCUUCCGCAAGACUCUUUUACUGUGGUUUGCUUUUGUGGGGAGUAUAGCGACUAUGCUGUUCCUACCAAUUGUGCCCAAACUCUAUGUGCUAGGCGCACUUCUGGCCAUUAUCGCAAACACCUGUUUCGGGGCUAGUUUCGUCCUAUUGAACUCGUUCUUGCCUCUACUGGUGCGCUUCCAUCCGACUGUGCGGUAUGCGGGUGCGUCGAACGAAUCCAGCUUCCUGGACGAAGAAGAAGACAUGGAUAGGUCUCAUGGAUCGGAAUCUUCCCUCAUUCAAGACGCCCAAUACUCUUCCAACGAGCUGGCCCGAGACCAGAAUGUGCUCGACGGCGUAAUGGAUGCGACGACAGCUUUACUCCCACGCUCCCAAUCCGACGCAGACUUCACGGUUCCCAACCCCAGAUCCAGCGCAACACCAUCCCCAGAAUUGGCCCUCUCCACCAAAAUAUCUUCCUACGGCAUUGCUAUAGGCUACAUCGCAGCACUCCUCGUCCAAACCAUUGGCGUUCUCGUCGUCAUCGUCUUCAAAAGCUCAAACUUUGGUCUCCGUCUAGUCCUCUUCAUCGUAGGCGCAUGGUGGUUCAUCUUCACCAUCCCAACAGCCAUGUGGCUUCGCCCUCGCCCAGGCCCACCCUUGCACAUCGCGGCCGACAAAUCCAACCUGCGCACCUGCAUCGCAUACUUUACAUACAGCUGGAAGAGCCUCGGGCGCACGAUCAAACACGCGCGCCUCCUCAAAGACGUGCUCCUCUUCCUAGCAGCAUGGUUCCUCCUCAGCGACAGCAUCGCCACCGUCUCCGGCACCGCCGUCCUCUUCGCAAAAACAACCCUCGGAAUGGGAUACGCCCCGCUCGCCCUCAUCAACGUCAUCGCCACCAUCUCCGGUGUUCUCGGCGCCUUCACCUGGUCCCGCAUCAGCAUCGCCCUGGGUCUCAAACCCUCCCAAACGAUCCUCGCUUGCAUUGUCCUCUUCGAAGUCAUUCCUUUGUACGGCUUAAUCGGGUACAUCCCCGCGGUCCGCAGACUCGGCGUCUUCGGCCUCCAGCAGCAGUGGGAAAUGUACCCCCUCGGCGCCGUGUAUGGCUUUGUCCUGGGCGGCCUGAGCAGCUAUUGCAGGAGUCUUUUUGGCGAACUCAUCCCGCCGGGCUAUGAGGCCGCGUUUUACGCGCUGUAUGCUAUUACCGAUAAGGGGAGCAGUGUGUUUGGCCCUGCGAUUGUAGGCGCCAUUACGGAUGCGUAUGGCGAGAUUCGACCGGCAUUCUGGUUCCUGGCGGUCCUUGUCGGUCUCCCAUUCCCGAUCCUGAUGUUGGUCGAUGUCGAUAGAGGCAAGGCCGAGGGCAUGGCAUUGGCCCGCGAACUCGAGGCCCUAGCCAAAGCCGACGACGGCGAGCAAGAUGCGAUUAUAGCGAGCGAGCCUUUGCUUCGUCAAGGCACAGACGAAGAUUACGAGUGA
Messenger RNA from Periconia digitata, 2340 nucleotides. Lineage: Eukaryota; Fungi; Ascomycota; Dothideomycetes; Pleosporales; Periconiaceae. The record is from the annotation of a GenBank genome assembly.